GAAUUCCCUCAUGCAGGAGUUUGCACUGGAUGCCUUUACAAAGCUGGAUACUCUGGUAAUAAUAAUAAUAAAAAGCCCCUACCCGGUGGAUGGGGACGGAGUCUACGGAUUGAGACCAGGAUUUAUUAAUGUGCAAAUAGCUCUGAUAUGAUCACAUACUUUCUGCUUUGCAUACGCAGGGAGCAGCGUGGGCUGAUGGAGUAGGAAUUAGCCUGGGCGAUCUUUACGAGCUGGGAUCCUGCACAUCGCAGAAGGAAAACGUGUGUGUACCUUUCUCUGGAGGAACUGAGGAAUUUUGUAGUUGUUCUUAUAGUAUUUUAAAUCUGAGAACCCAGUAGAGUCUUUUCUGCAGUGAUGAGGGAGUGACAAGUUGAAGUUCCUGCCAGUGUACCUGGGAACUGGGAGCAGCUAACGCCCGAUGGGACUGGGGCCGAGCUCCUGCACUGCUGACAGGGAUGAAGGUAGAGCCAUGUUACCUGCUACCUAAUCUCGCUGCUGCUGCUGUAGUUUGUGGAUAUGGUCCGAGACCCGGCUCUGUGCACAGACUCUCAGCUCUGAUCCCACCCGAGACGAUUUAGCGGCAGCAGAGACCCCAGCUGUGGAGCACGCGCCCCCAACCACCCCAGGACGGAGGGGCUGCAGCGCUGGAGAGUUACUAUGCAGCUUGGACUGCUUGUGGUGGUGGUUUUUCUAAGCUCGAUGGAUCUAACAGGCAGCAGCAAAGUGGUGAAGGGCAAGAGGCAAAGACGAAUCAGCACCGAGCUGAGUCAGGGCUGUGCCAGAGGCUGUGACCUGUGCUCUGAGUUCAAUGGGUGCCUGAGGUGUUCCCCCAAACUCUUCAUCCUCCUGGAGCGGAACGAUAUCCGACAAAUUGGGAUUUGCCUGCCCUCUUGUCCGCUGGGAUACUUUGGCCUUCGCAAUACGGACAUGAACAAGUGCAUCAAAUGCAAAAUUGAGAACUGUGAGUCCUGUUUCAGUCGAAACUUUUGCACAAAAUGUAAGGAAGGUUUGUAUUUGCACAAAGGGAGAUGUUACGUCACAUGCCCCGAAGGCUACGCUGCUGCCAACGGCACCAUGGAGUGCAGCAGUCCUGCACAAUGUGAAAUGAGUGAGUGGGGGCCGUGGGGGCCCUGCUCCAAGAAAAGGAAGCUCUGUGGCUUCAAGAAGGGCAACGAGGACCGGACACGGCGGAUUCUGCAGGCUCCCUCUGGGGACGUGUCCCUGUGCCCACCAACCACGGAGGUGCGGCGGUGCACGGUGCAGAAGAGCCAGUGCCCCGAAGGGAAAAGGAAGAAAAAGGAAGAGCAAGGAAAGCAAGACAAUGGGAAUAGAAAUCGGAAAGACACCAAAGACACAAAGUCUGGCACCAAGAGGAGGAAGAACAAACAGAGAGGGGCCGCUGUGGCCGCCACGGCCGCCAGCCCUGCCCAGUAGCUGUCCCUGUGUGUCACUGAUGGCAAGACUCCACUGCUGCUAUGUAUAUGAAAGCUUUAUUGAACAGAGCACUGCACACCAUGUACACGUGUCCAGAGACUGACAUACACCCCAGGCUGACCCACGGACUGACAGAGGCCACACUCAGAACUAAAGGAGGCUGCACACACACCCUGCCAGGGCUGUGGAAGAACCUGCUGAGGAGUGGGAGCACACAGGAGGCACAGCACACAGCCCCAGGGCUCUCUGGGGACACUGCAGGGAGGAGAGGUGGAGCAUGAGCCAGUGAAGGACCCAGAUAUGGGAUUGAUUUCAUGAUGGAAGGCCAAGCACGUGGCCCCAGCACAGCCCCACUGUGCCAGGGGAUGAGACUGAACCCACAUGGCCACUUUCCCUGACCUGGCACCCAGACACACACAGCAGUGGCCUCUUUCUCUUCCCUCACCCCUUUGUGUUUUAAGCUGUAUGACUUUAUCACUGCGAAUACAUGUUAAAAGUUUGUGAUAAGAGGUCAGUGGUAUCAGCCCUGAAUCUGCUUCAAAGAAUUAUUUCAAAUUAAAAAAAAAAAAAACAACAAAAAAACCAAAAUGACAACCAGCUUCCUGAGUGUGUGGUUCAUACCUUGGCCCCUAUGGAGGCUGGUGUCCCACAGGACAGAGACUCACUUGUGGAAGGAAAACUCACCAAAGCUUUAAGAAAAUCCCAGAAAAUUCUGCCAGCCCUCCUGUGAGAGGGACCCAGCUGCACCCCACUGAGCCCCGAGGAAAUCCCCACUGAAGGAUCUGCUUAACACUCAGCAAAUUGAGGAAAUAAAGGUUAAAACAAACCACAGGUUGCUGAAAUAUUGUGACUCAGCUCAGACAGCUGUGGGACAAUCCCGGGCUGGGGACAGCCGGUCCUGCUGCAGGAGGGAGGCAGGUGGGAGAGGGAAGGCACAGCUCAAGUCCUGCAGAAGAGAAAGAAAAUUUUUAAUUGGGUAGAAACUACUUGUCUGCAUCCCACUGGCUGGAAUUUCCUGGAUUCUCCUGCUCUGCAAGAGCUGACACCUGAGCAGAGGAACUGGGACAAGGACUGUGCAGGACGGACCUGGCGAGCCCUGCGUGGGACGUGCGGGUUCACUGACUGCUCUGCUCAGGGAGCUGCUCCUUCAGCAGUGCCACAGGGUGCCUCACCACUCACUGCCCUGGCAUUGUAAAAUGUGCUUUCUCUGUAUAAAUAUGUUUAGAGACACAUUUCAUUUCUCGAGAGCUCAGCAGGAGCUCUCUGGUCCCAAGGGAUGGUGGUGGCUCCCAGAGAUGUGCCCAGGGUGGGUCAGGGAUGUGCUGCUGGAGCCCUGGUGGGACAAAGGUCAGGGGAAACCUCACCCCAGGCUAACCCUGGUGAAUCCAAUCUUCGCUGUACUCACUUCCACACCACUCUGCUCUGUGGUUUUGGAGGGCAGAGUGAGCCAACAGGUGUGCAGGGUGGCCUGGAGAGAGCUCCCUGUCCAUCUGAGGGUCACACCACAGCCCUGGUUCUCUCCUGUGGCUCCUGCUGCCCAUGGUGACUCAGCUGUGGCACAGGACACCCUGACCCCCCUCACCCAGCCACCACAGGGCUGCCUUGGCUCGGUGCAGGACGUGGAGGCUGCACAGUUGUUUUGGUUCCAGAGCUGUACCAAACCCUCCGUGACUGCUCUGCUGGAAGAAAAACCUUUCAGCCUAUCGUCCACUUUGUGUUUAAGUAAACAAGAAGCUGUUACAUCUUUGAAAGGGGAUUCCAUUUCAGCACAAUGAUAAAUGACCAGCAUACCAAGCAGGGGGAGAAAGAGGUUCUUAAAAGUCAUCCUUUAAGUUGUUUAGGGAUCAUGUUCAUAUGAUUUCUGAAAGCUUCCCGGCACAGUGAUCCAAUCUUGCUCUAUUUUCUACUAUUUUGUUUGUGCCAUGGCAUUGCUCAUGAGCAGAACCAUUUUCCCUUCCACUUUUACUGGCACCACCAGUGAAGCAUUGGUGCAGCUCAGCUCUGUCGCUGUGCCUCCCUCCUGGUGCCGUGUCCCCACCGAGUUCUCAGAGAAGAUUAAACAAAAGAGAAUGCAUUAGGAAAGUUUGCUGCAUGAGGCUCUGGUAAUGACUUGAUUCCCUACAGUAACUCCUGGCACUAUUAGCACAACUAUUUCAAAACUAAACUGCAUGUAAUAAAUCAACAGAACCUAUUUUAGAGAACUCUAGGGAUUAUUAGAAAAACUGAUGAACUUUUCUGUUGUAGCCUUUCCCCUACUUUCUUCCUUUUUUCAGGGCAAAAUGGGAAGAAAAAAGGACAAAGGCAACAGGAAGUUUAAGAUGCAUAUUAAGAAUAUCCAAGAUUUUUUCAGUAGGGGUGAUUUUAAAACUAAAUUGUUUUAGUACAAUUAGGAGAAGAAAUAUAAAAAAAAAAUCCAAUUUCUUUUCUUUUUUUUUUUUUUUGAGUCAGCUCAAGAAUUGUGCUUACUCCCACUCCUAGAGAGCUGGUUCAGUUAUGAAUUUAGGAACAUUUUGCCUUUGACCAACAUGGACUGCACACUGAGCUCUCCAGUCCAAGCUGAGAUGUCCUUAGCUGGGUGAUGUCACCUCAACUCACACACAUGUGAAUGCUCUCUUUCCAUGCACUAAAUAACCCUGUUGUGGUGUUGUCUCCAUGGCAUCACUGUAAAAUACAUGUCUUUAAACAAAUAAAUCAAUAAAUGGGUUUGCUGAA
Messenger RNA from Catharus ustulatus (Swainson's thrush), 4146 nucleotides. RefSeq names its product R-spondin 1 (gene RSPO1). Bases 658 to 1434 code for a protein of 258 amino acids. NCBI's taxonomy places the organism in Eukaryota, Metazoa, Chordata, Aves, Passeriformes, Turdidae. The record is from RefSeq and is a predicted model, not a curated record. The transcript has 7 exons.